Apaloderma vittatum (bar-tailed trogon) is the source of this 1022-nucleotide messenger RNA. RefSeq lists its product as uncharacterized. Gene Ontology annotation, biological process: signal transduction; mRNA export from nucleus; regulation of DNA-templated transcription elongation. Gene Ontology annotation, molecular function: protein binding. The annotation marks the transcript as partial. The transcript has 7 exons. Gene Ontology annotation, cellular component: THO complex part of transcription export complex. The record is from RefSeq and is a predicted model, not a curated record. Lineage: Eukaryota; Metazoa; Chordata; Aves; Trogoniformes; Trogonidae.
AGUACCACGGCGUCGUCGUCAUCUACAAAGCCAUCAACCAGCACCCUUCCUUAUCCUUUCGGGUCUACGUGACUGCGAAUGACAACUCCAAUCUAAAGGAUAUCUCAAAAGACGUAAAAAAAUCACCUAAGAAAUUCAUUAAAAUUGACAAGCCCCCUGCAUGCCAAAAAUUUCUUCAGGACGGCAAGAGGUAUAGACUAGUUUGUGAGCCAGAAGCUGAAAUAAACCCGGCGGAUAUUGAGUUUUGCAACGAAUCUUCCUUGACGCUAAAAAAUUACAUCGAAGUCUAUUUGGAGAAACCUGAGGACUUCACCUUGUCUUUGGUUGAGCUGGAGUCUGACGCGGCCGUGUGGAAAGCAAAACUCAGAGAGAGUGACUGGAUACAUUACGACCAGAACAAGAACGAGCAGAAGGGGAGGGCAGGCGGCGUCAAGAAGCGGAAACCAGCCACCAGUAUUUUGGAGGAGGACGAGGUCCAUAACAAAAAGCAAAAGACUGGCAAUACUACAGGCGGAAUCGAAACAAAAAUCUUAACUGACGAACAGCUGCUGAGGAUUGCGGUUUUGUUCGGUAAAGAGUGGAGGAAGAUUGCCAUCGGAUGCCUUCAGAUGAAAAUGAAAGACAUCGAGCAGAUUCAGGCAACGGAGAACGAGGUUAAUUUUCAAAAAUUGAGGGUGUUAAUCAAGUGGAGAGACAGGGAAGAAAGCAACGGGACCGCAGAAGCUCUGUACAGGUGUCUCCGGGAAGAAGCGUCCUACGAGAUACUGCAAGCCCUCCGAGGUAUCACCCUCCCGUUACGUUUAUUUAAUGACAUCAGUGUGUCUCAGCUGUAUUUUAAGAAUUCUUAUCAGAGAGUUUACCAGAUUAGCUGGUUUCCUGCCCCAGCCCUGAGCCGCAGCGAGGAGACGCUUCCCUGGGAUCUGUCUGGCCGUCGGGAAGGCAGGCUCAAGCCUCAUCACUCGGCCGAGAGCUUAGGCAGGACCUUCGCAAGAAAUGUGAAUGAAAUUUUUGCGCGGAUCUGA